GAGGGGGCCCAGCCAGGACUGCUGAUGCCAACUGGCCAAAGGGAUAUUCCAUACCAUGUGGCAUCAUGUUGGAACAAUAAAGCUGGGGGAAGUUGGAUGCAGGGUGCCACCUCGCUGGUCAGAAACUGGCUGGGCAUCAGCGGGUGGCGAGCAAUUGCUCUGGGCAUCACUUGUUUUGUAUAUUAUUCCAUUAUUAUUUCCCUUCCUCUUCUGUCAUAUCAAACUGCCUUUAUCUCAACUCAAAAAUCAUAUUUUUUUUCUGAUUAUUUCCCCCCGUUCCACUUGGGGAGUGAGCGAAUGGCUGUGUGGUGUUUAAAUGCCUGCUGGGUUAAAUGACAAUACUAUUUAUAGCAGCUCUUGGCAUUUUACUCAAUACUGCAUGCUUUUAUGUAGCCAGUAGUAUUAUUUAAAUAUUGCAGUGGUUUUGUUUUGUUUUGUUUUUUUAACAAGUUAAAGUCUUAAUAAAGUUGCCUUCCUCAGGCUGCUUUGCUUUUCUGGAUGAUCUGAGUAUCAGCAGUGUGUCCACAAUCAAACUUCCUUCUUUAAACUGCAGUUCUGAUACGCCCAUAAUACCUACUUAUGAUGGAGCUACUGCAACAAUCUGGAAGCGUUUGAAAACAUCCACAUGCAUGUGUAACAAAAACUUUCAUAUAUUAAAAUCAGCUGGAAACACACACCAGUCAAAUGCUACCUUAGGCUCUGUACAUCGUGAUCGUUACUGGUAACUCAUCUGAACGCAGUGGCUGGCGGAGUAUGCGCUUAGCCACCAGCAAAACAAAGUGGAAAAGAUGCUUAAAUGUCUUAUUAGGAUCUAAGCAAUCUUGGACUGAGGAAUAUGUCUGAUAUGAAUUCAAACUGCUGAACAGAAAGCUCUCAUAGAGUCUUACAUUUAGGUUCUACAGCUGCUAUUUCUCACAGGAUUCUUGCCACUGGGUUUAGGGGCAGCUCUAGUGUCAGAUGAGGGAUCUGGGAUUUGCAGAUUGCAGAAAAAUGGAUCUUCUUGGUAAGAGUCUAGAUGUUUCAGUGGAAGAUGCUAAGCUCUUAAAUAGUAUCAUGUUCUAACAUAAACACAAGGACAAUUUAAACAGUUUUAUCCUGAUUUAGCUGCCUACUGGCAGUCUGAUAAUAACAAGUCAAAACAAGAGGAAAACAACCAAAGGUGAUCAGAAAUACCCAUAGUGCCUUUAACCAGAAGUGAGUCAUCUUGUCUGAGAUUGAGUCAUGCGAGAAGCCUGUGUAAAAACAGGCCAAACAGACUGGGUAAAAAUACCUAAAAUUCUACUCGAAAUCCGCCUCCUUUUGUGCUUGUAGCAGCAAUCUCUAAGAGCAUACUGACACCAGUUUAUCCUAGAGCCUUCCUAGAAAUAGGCCAGGUAGGAAAUUCAGAUCCAUCCAUGGUACAAACCUGCAAAGCUCUUAUACAGGAUUUUUCUUGUCAUUGGCUUUGGUUUAGAAACUGUUGUUUCUUAUGCAGUCCAUCAGUGACCGUGAAGUAAGUGUCAAAUAAUGCAAAGGCUGGGAAUACCAGCAUUUGGACAGAUACCUUGGCACUCUCUUUAAUACCUUGGUGCUCUCCUCACAGUUCUAAGAUCAUCAAACAGAACUGAUGCAAGAACAGAGCAAAGCUGCAGAAUUACCUACACACAGAAGUCUCAAGGGUUUACAUGCAGGUGCUAGAAUGAAAAUGUAUUUUGAGUAAUAGUAGUGUUACUGCAAAGGAAACGGUAUGUGCCUUUAAGGGAAUUUCUACAACUUUUGAAAAAUCUCAAUUUACUAAACACACUAGCUUCUCACCGUGUUUCAGGGUGAUGCCUUUGUAUACAACGGCGCGGUUAAGGAAACACGGUCAGUACAGUACACAUCACAGGAAUACAGAUAAGGCACCACAGACUUAAACAGGAGACGCCUUAACGCAUCACCCUUCCCUUUCCCCGUCUGAGUUUCGACCCACGGCAGCCGGCCUUCGCCAUCUCCAGAGCGGGGCGUUGCCACACCAGGCCGCUGCCAUUACGGCUUUACCUGCAGGGCGCGGGGCUCUCCUUCGCCAGCCGCCGCCGGGGAGAAGGACGACGAAGGGCCUGCCCCCGCGGGGGUGCCUGGGCCGGGCCGGGCCGAGGAGGCGGGCCGGCCGCGGGAGGCCGAGGCGCGCACGGAGGUGCCCGUGUCCGCGGUCAUGUCGGGCUCGGAGCGGCGGCGGCGGCCGGCAGGCAACAUCCAGUUGGAUAGUAGACCUACAUUAACCACCACAGAUGGAAAUCGGAACAUCACAGAAGUAGAUGCACUCGAUAGAAGACAAACACUUGAUCCUGCAGUACAAUACAAAAUGAACCACCAAAGAAGAGGAAUUGCGUUAAUCUUCAAUCAUGAACACUUUUUUUGGCAUUUAAGGCUGCCAGACAGACGUGGGACUCUUGCAGACAGAAACAAUCUGAAACGCAGUUUGACAGACCUUGGAUUUGAAGUCAGACAUUUUGAUGAUCUGAAAGCAGAAGAUGUACUGCAGAAAAUUUAUGAAGCCUCUAAGGAUGACCACAGUAAUGCUGACUGCUUUGUUUGUGUGUUCCUGAGUCAUGGAGAGGAUGAUCAUAUUUAUGCAUAUGAUGCUCAAAUCAAAAUUCAGGCAAUCACAGACAUGUUCAGAGGAGACAAGUGCCAGAGUCUGGUAGGAAAACCAAAGAUAUUUAUCAUUCAGGCAUGUCGAGGUGAUAAACAUGAUGAUCCAGUUAUUGCUCAGGAUUCAAUAGACAGUAGCAAUGAAUCCAUCGUCAAUGAGACCGAAGUGGAUGCAGCUGGUGUCUAUACCCUGCCUGCUGGUGCAGACUUUAUCAUGUGUUACUCUGUGGCACAAGGUUACUUUUCUCAUCGUGAAACUGUAAAUGGCUCCUGGUACAUUCAAGAUUUGUGUGAGGCACUUGGGAAGCACGGCUCUUCCUUGGAGUUCACUGAACUUCUUACUGUUGUUAACAGGAAAGUAUCUUAUCGCAAAGUGGAUAUGUGCAGAGACAUUAAUGCUAUAGGAAAAAAACAGAUUCCUUGUUUUGCCUCCAUGUUAACUAAAAAAUUGUAUUUUCAUCCAAAAUCUAAGUAGAUUGUUAUUUAACAAUGACAACCAUUAUUUAGUGCUCACUGCAGAAGUGAAAACUACACCAUCUUACUUCAGGAGACUAAUAUCCUACAAAAUUGUUUGCAAAAGCACUGGGAUCAAACGUUAUAGUUUGUAUACUUCCUAAAAUCUUAAAGCAAUUUUGAAGUUGGUAUUACAGCUCUGUUCAUCUCAGGGAAUUGGGGAAAAAUUGACUGGUGCAAAACUACUAAAAGGUGCUCAGAUUUUAUUGAAAAUGAUUCUCUAGAUUACUUUUUUUCUUAAAAGCUUUUUGAUUGAUUGCCAUCUAACUGUGGCACAUUUUAUUAUUUCCAGAAUAUUUCAAAUGUCACAUUAGUUUAGUUUUGCUCUGAGAGCACAGUUUACAGGGAGUAUGUUUGUAGGGCAUCUUUUAUAUGUGGACAGCAGUAUCCACCUUCCAAUCUUGGUGGAUUUAUUGAGCUUUUUAAACAUUUUUUUAUUUUCUCUCAACACUAAAAAGGAACUUAAUUCCUUGAGUACAACUGUAGCAUUAAUAUAGAUAAAGGGCUUCUUUUUGCUUGCAUAUCAUUUAUGUUUGAGACACAAUUACAGCUUGCUGGUGUUUUGCAUCCUCAGGAGAAAAGCAAGCAGUAGUGAAAUGAGACCACGUACACCUUGCUUAGCGCGACUUUGGGUGAGCUUGCCUUGUACACAACUCUGAAGCCAAAGCAAAUCAUUUCAAGGUUCCAGGCUCACUUAUAACCGCUGGAUGUCUCUAGGCAGCUCUGCAAAACGCAGCAUAUAGAAACCUUCAUACUUCAGGCCUCAGAGUUGGAUCAGCCUCUUUCUCCCCUUGGGCCCAGAGGAGAUCAGCCAGACUUUGUCAUUUGUCACCACAGGACUGUUACUACUGCAGCGUCAGUAACUUCAAUGAUACUGACUAGAAGCAAGUAUUUCUUUUAUUUUUUUACAUUACUGGUACAUGUGUUUAACUCUGGGGGACAAUGGAGAACUCAAGCUGAUAGAAUUGUCUUAAUCCACUUUCCUGGGUAUAAAAGAAUUGAUUUAUUGGUUCUGUUUUAGUUAAUUCUUUCCAUAUACUAUGUUCUGAGUCAUAGAUAUUAAGUCUUACUGGGUCUACUUUUAAGCUUUGUAUAAAUCAUGCAUGUUUGAAUGUUUUGAUAAAUUCUUUGAAUAAAAUGCAACAGUGAAAUAUA
Messenger RNA from Tyto alba (common barn owl), 4281 nucleotides. It is a transcript of the gene CASP6, whose product is annotated as caspase 6. The coding region runs from base 2174 to 3088 and encodes 304 amino acids. Gene Ontology annotation, biological process: apoptotic process; proteolysis. The transcript is spliced from 8 exons. NCBI's taxonomy places the organism in Eukaryota, Metazoa, Chordata, Aves, Strigiformes, Tytonidae. Gene Ontology annotation, cellular component: cytoplasm. The record is from RefSeq and is a predicted model, not a curated record.